This is a messenger RNA of Rangifer tarandus platyrhynchus (Svalbard reindeer), 312 nucleotides long. The record is from the annotation of a GenBank genome assembly. Lineage: Eukaryota; Metazoa; Chordata; Mammalia; Artiodactyla; Cervidae.
AUGGGCCAGCUAGGCAAUCAGUGGACAGAGCCAGAGGGUCUGUGGGGCCAACCCACCCUCUCUCCCCACCUUCCCUUGCCUCCUCCCUCCCUCCACACCCGCUUCCGUCCGUCCCGGGGUGGUUGGAGGCCCGGUCUGGAGUCCCCAUCCUGCACCCUCUGCUGUGUCUGUGGCGUCUGUAGUGCCUGUGAUCGUGUGUUGCCAUUUUGUCUGGCUGUUGCCCCUCCCCCACCCCUCCAGACCUUCUCCCUUUCCCGCCCCCUUCGAUAUUGUUUGAAGACUCCCUCCCCGAGGAAGAACAAAUAUGAUUAA